AUGCCGUUCGGAGAUUACAAUAUGAAAAGCCCCGGCGUGCGCCGAUUGAUGAAGGAAGCCAGCGAACUGCGAGACCCCACCGAAUACUUUGCGGCGUACCCCAUGGAGGAAAACCUAUUCGAGUGGCACUUCACCGUCCGUGGCCCGAGGGAUACCGAUUUUGAUGGCGGGAUUUACCAUGGGCGCAUCGUUUUCCCCGACGACUACCCGAUGAAGCCACCGAAUAUUAUGUUCUUUACGCCGAACGGCCGCUGGGAGCUGAACAAAAAGGUAUGCCUCUCCAUCUCUGGCUACCACCCGGAAACAUGGUUACCGAGCUGGUCAAUUCGCACGGCUCUCCAUGCCCUCGUCGGCUUUAUGGCGACCGAUUCCGGCGGUGCCAUCGGGGCCCUCGACUACCCACCAGCCGAGAGGAAGCGACUAGCCAAAGCAAGCGAAACAUGGAAAUGCAAGGAAUGCGGCGCAUGUAUGAAGGAUGCGCUUUUGCCACUCACCGAAGCUUCGGAAGCCAUUGAAGGCGAGGCCAAGGAGCUGGCGAAGCAGCUGCAAUUCAGGGACGAAUCCGCCGUAAAAGCCGAAGUGGCCGCCAGCAGCCAAGCUAGCGCCCCCGUCGAGAACAACGUUUCGCCAAAGAAGGAAGGAUCUGCGGAUGAAGACAAAGAAAACAAGGCCCCCGUUGUUUCGUCGCCGGAAAAGAAGCAGCCGGAACAACAAGACGUUCGACCCACGGUGGAAGAAACGACGCCUGAGGACCCGAAAAUGACUCCCAAAACGGAAAAGCCCGGAACAUCUACAUCCACUGGAGAGCCGACGUUGCGGCGUCGGACGGCUGGCCUACGAAGUCCUUUGCCCAGCGCUCAACGCCAGAACACCAGCGACGUCGUUGCCGAAACCGAAUCCAGCCCUUGGACCGUUCUGAUGAUGAUCCCCGUCUUCCUCGCCCUCUGCGUCGUCGGACUCGUGCUCACCGCCCGCCUAUACUUCAAA
Molecule: messenger RNA, 987 nt
Organism: Mesorhabditis spiculigera
Lineage: Eukaryota; Metazoa; Nematoda; Chromadorea; Rhabditida; Rhabditidae
Source: the annotation of a GenBank genome assembly